Messenger RNA from Vicia faba (fava bean), 2082 nucleotides. The record is from the annotation of a GenBank genome assembly. Lineage: Eukaryota; Viridiplantae; Streptophyta; Magnoliopsida; Fabales; Fabaceae.
AUGACAAUAAAACCCCUCAAUCUCUUAACAACAAAGCUUUCACCUCUAACAACAAUGGUGUCAAUCCUAAUCCUCACCAUCGUGGCUUUCUACUCGUUCCAUUUCCCUCACUCUCUGAAACAUCCAAACAAAUCCACCACCUUCCAAAGCCUAUUCCUCUCAUCUUCUUCCAACUCCACCAUCUCAUCCUACCUCCGCACCCUCACCAUGCACCCUCACCUCGCCGGAACCAAACCCAAUUCCAACACCGCUCUUUUCGUUCUCAAUCACUUCACUUCCUUAAACCUCGAAUCCCAUAAAACAUCCUACAACGUUCUACUCUCUUAUCCAUUAAACUCUUCACUAUCAAUACACCUAACCAACGGUUCUUUCAUCAACCUUCCUUUAACCGAACCAUCCGAACCCGGUUCGGAUAUGGUUCACGCCUACCAUGCCUAUUCACCUUCCGGUUCGGUUUACGCUAAGGCGGUUUUCGUUAACUACGGAAGAGAUACAGACUAUCGUACGCUUGGGCUGGAUGUUAAGGGGUGUAUAGUGAUAGUAAGAAAAGGCGGUGGAUUAGGGAGGAAUACGGUGGUUGAGAAGGCGGAGAAAAACGGUGCUGCGGCGGUUUUAAUCUACAACGACGAAAAUGACACGUGGCGUAAUGGGUUUGAGAGAGGUAAUGUUAUGAAGGGUGUGGGGGACCCAGUGAGUCCUGGUUGGGGAAGUGUGGAUGGGAGUGAGAGGUUGAGUUUGGAAGAUAAUGAGGUUAUGGAAAGGUUUCCUAAAAUUCCUUCCAUGCCAAUCUCUGCUAAUGUUGCUGAUGCUAUUUUGUCUUCACUUGGGGGAAAUUUGGUGCCUUUGGAGUGGAGGAAUACCCUGAAAUCUAAGGCUGUUAUUAGCCAUGUUGCUUCUGGUCCCACUAUGCUCAAUUUUACCUACUUGGGUGAAAAGAAGAUGGCCACCAUCCAAAAUGUUUUUGCUGUCAUAAAAGGAUCAGAAGAACCUGAUCGCCAUGUUCUUCUUGGGAACCAUAGAGAUGCAUGGACUUAUGGAGCUGUUGAUCCCAGCAGUGGAACAGCUGCCCUACUUGACCUUGCUCGACGAUACUCUAUUCUACUGAGUUCAGGUUGGAAGCCAAGGAGGACAAUCGUUCUAUGCAGUUGGGAUGCCGAGGAAUUUGGCAUGAUAGGAUCCACUGAAUGGGUUGAACAAAACCUUAUCAAUCUUGCUUCCAAAGCUGUAGCAUACCUUAAUGUGGAUUGUGCUGUUCAAGGCCCUGGUUUUUUUGUUGGCUCAACUCCUCAGCUAGACAGUCUUAUUCGCGAGGUCACAAAAAAGGUCAAGGAUCCCGACUCUAAGGGUGUCUCAGUAUACGAGACAUGGGCUGCUUCCGAUGCAGGAAAUAAUAUUCAAAGGCUUGGUAGAGUUGAUUCUGAUUUUGCUCCGUUUGUGCAACAUGCAGGGGUUCCAUCUGUUGAUGUGUAUUAUGGAAAAGAUUUUCCGGUCUAUCACACUGCUUUCGACUCCUAUAACUGGAUGGCAGAAUAUGGAGAUCCAUUCUUCCAGCGCCAUGUUGCCGUUACUGGAAUUUGGGGCCUUCUAGCUCUGCGCCUGGCCGAUGAUUCCAUUCUUCCAUUCGAUUAUUUAUCAUAUGCAAAUGAGUUACAGUUGUACAGGGACAAAUUGAGCAACGUGUUAGAUCAGAAAAUUUCUCUACUCCCGUUAACAACGUCAAUCAAUGAAUUUGCUUCUGCUGCAAAAGAAGUUGACGGCGAAUUAAAGGAACUUAGAUUGGCAGAAACUUCAGGUCAGUUGGUAGAUAUGAAAAGGCGAGCGUUUAAUGAUAGAUUAAUGCUGGUAGAAAAAGGCUUCCUAGAUGGAGAUGGACUUAAAGGAAAACAGUGGUUCAAGCAUCUUGUGUUUGGGCCUCCAAACGACGCCGAAAAGUUAGAUUUUUUCCCUGGGAUUGUUGAUUCUACGACUAGGUCAAGCAGCAUAAGUGAAAAAGAAAGACUAACAGAAAUUCAACACGAGAUCUGGAGGGUUACCAGAGCCAUACAAAGAGCUACUUCAGCACUGAGAGGAGAAUUCGCAUAA